Molecule: messenger RNA, 1826 nt
Organism: Acaulospora colombiana
Lineage: Eukaryota; Fungi; Glomeromycota; Glomeromycetes; Diversisporales; Acaulosporaceae
Source: the annotation of a GenBank genome assembly
AUGAACCAGGAUUCCGCACUAUUCGAUCCCAACCCUUUAUAUUCUCGCCUAAGAUCCUUGGACGACUCAUACGAAAUCCCUUCUCGCCUGGACUUCGUCCUAGGGAGCUCGACAGAAUGCCCUGUUCUCUCUUCAUCGUCGCUCAAUGAGAAUAUUCUCUCUUAUCACAUUGGUCUCGUUACGUCUAUAGACUCUCUGAUGAUGUCUUCGAGACCUCUCCUGCCUCAAGAUGGUUAUCCUCUCGAGGGGUAUCAAGCAUUCUAUUGGACACUAGCGCAAUCUUCCAUAUAUCCCCUAGACAAAAGGCGCCGCACUAUACCUUGCCCUCCAAGCCGUGCAUCUAGUACCUCUUGUCCAAUACCCUUUUCAUCUUAUUAUUACGCAGACAUGAAGAACAACAUAGCAACCCUACUUCCAAUCGAACUUUGGCGCCUCAUUCUUUUUGAAGCUGUAGCAAGUUCCUUAUUGCCCUUCGAUGAUCCCAACCGAACACGCCUCCGAGUGGGCGUCGUAGACUGCUUGGACUUGUUCGAUCAAUCUUGUGAUUCUCAUAGAGACUAUCGAAGACACCAGUCCAUGUUGACAAACCUUCGUCUUGUCUGCCGUGCGUGGGCUACCACUCUAGACGGCUAUCGUAACCUUUGCUCCUUUACAGAUUUGGGGCGAGUCUUCCUACCGAAAAAGUCUUUAAAUGUUCUCUUGAGGACAGAGAGGGUUCACGUCAGGUCGUCAGAUGACAUUUACUGCCGGGCCUGUGACGUUUGUCCCCAUCGCCAAACUAGAAGAUUUAAAUCAGGAUUCCGGAGCCCUGCUUUUAAUAUCUCAGCAGCGAGUCAACGGGUGGCUUUAGGCCUGAACUCUCCCGAGCUUUCCAAGGAGGAUCGUCGAUGGCACAAGAACCCCUUUCUGAAGACGAUGUUGAACCCUCACGUCAAGAUCAUGAUCCUCGAUGCAUAUGAUCGCAGUAUCAAUGAUGCAUUAACAGGGGCUACGCAACUUCUUGGUCUCGCUAUAAGAGAUGCAUCCCAGUUCCCUUGGAAAAUCCAACUAAGUGGCCCCAUACUUCCUCACCUGACACACUUAUACAUCAAUAUCAUCACACUGGAAGUCCUUAACUUGUUUCCUCCCGUCUUUAGGCUCAGUAAUCUUCGCUAUCUAUCGCUUGGCUGUGCAUUAUGGCCCAGAGGAGAUUCUGGGGAAAUUCUAUCCUCUCUCAACUGGUCCCUUCCUAAUCUAAACUCUCUCAUCAUUCUAGGCUCCAUCCACGAGAGGGUUGGUGAGCAUUUCUGCAACUUUCUUCGAAAUAGUGGGGCAUCAGCAUCUAUCACCGAGCUUGCUAUUGCAGGCAGUGUAUGGUCGGGGAUUCGGGAGUAUUAUAUGCUGAAGACGGGAGAAAGCGUCUGGGAAUGGUUUCCUAACCUAUGCGUCUACGGAACCGAUCUCUAUGUACUGAUGGAUGAUUCCUUGAUCCUCCCCCCCGUCGUUGGAACCACAUCUCCUCGUCUCCCUCUGACCCUCGUCAUCACGUAUCCAGAAUACUUCGAAGAAAGGGAAUUAAAGAAGCGUACAAAGCUCUUGACGCGUCGCAUACUACAUUGGCGAGUUCACAAGGUAGUCAUUGCGGCUACAUGGGACUACCUCCAAACGUGUUGGCUCCCCACUGGGCCCUAUGGAGGUAGAAACUUGAGUGGACCUCGUAGCAUAAAAUUCAUACUGGAGGCCAUACUGGAGGCAGGCGUUCUACUUUGUGAUAAGAGGGGGUCAAUAAUACAAAGUGCCGAGGCUAAACCUUUAUGGGAUGCACUCUGCAAAGCCGAAAGAGAUUA